AACGAUGAUGUGUAAAAACAUAUGCCGUCAACAUCUGCGUCCCAUUUGAAGAUGAAAACAAUGCGAUGCGCAAGUUUAUCUUCGUAUUUUGGACAAAACAUAGAGAACUGCCGGUAAGUUGCGCGAAUUGGAAAACGUUGCAAAGAGUCUGUGUUUGUUUUCAUGCAAUAAAUGUCAUAUUCAAUCCUUGUGAUAUGUUAAUUCAUGUCGAGAGCAGAUUUUUUUAAUAUUCUGUAUUUAUCUACACUAGAGAAUUUUUUUUGAAAUGAUUAAUAACUCGUUUCUUGUUUUUUCUUUAUGAUUUAGAUUUUUUAUGAUUUUUCGGGUAAUUUGCUAUUAAUUUGCUAUGAUUUCGUGCACAGGAAAAAACGAAAUUAAAUUACAAUAUCCGCUAAAAUAUCAUCCCACAUGUUCUGUUUUUGAAUAUCGUCUCGAUUGAACUGCUAGCUACAUAACAAUUUGCCUUUUUUUAGUACUCGGAGCUUCAUCCAACAAUUGCCGUGCACGGCAACUCCACAUACACCCCAAAACUGCUACCAAGAACCAAUAUCGCAACACUCGUUUGAUUAAUCAUUUCCUACGAAUUGUGGAUUAACUGCGUGGUUUUUGGAUUCUGUUUGGCUCAUUUGUUGGUUUGAACCAACUGGUUUUUCUUUUUUUCAUAUUUUAAGCUCAUUUCUUGGUGCUUUUUACUGAUUUCCCGCUACAAGCGAAUUCAAUACUUGGAAGAACAACUCUUGUUUUUUAAGCGUUUAAUUGAGUUGGUUUUAAAACAUAGUCAUCGUCCUAGGUCUGUGUAUUAACAACUUUUGGAAUUGAUUAAGCUCAAUUAAGUUUUCGAUAUUUUUCUUCUUCUACCCUAAGACUUGUUUUCUCUCCCUUUUCACCAUUAUACCAUCAGUUCUGUAACUGUUGUGUGGUCAUUGGUUCUCCUGCAUUUUUGUUUUGUUUUCUAAAUCGCGUGUGUCGAUACAACGGGGUUCUGCGGCUAGUCGUUUAUUAGUACGAGUCUCGUCUUGUCCAUUACAGAAAAUCUGCAAUUGUCUGGUCAUUCUUAAAAUUUUUUCUUCUUUUCUUUUCUUUUCUCUCCUUUUAUUUUAUUUUUCUUUUUUUUUUUCACUACUUCUUCAAGCUCUCUCACUCGUUCCAUUGAUUGCUGGUCAUUGCAAUGGGUCGUAAAAAAAUUUCAAUUGCACCAAUCCAGGACGAACGCUCGAGGAGUGUCACUUUUAUCAAGCGUAAACAUGGACUAUAUAAGAAGGCAUAUGAAUUAUCAGUUCUCACCGAAUGUGACAUCUCCGUUAGCAUUAUCGACAAAAAAGGUCGAUUAUAUAUUUUUUCAUCAACUGAUUUUCAUGAAAUGUUAGAGCAAUCAAAGAAGCUUGAAAUUCAUGAAGCAAAGUCUCCUAGCGAUUUUUACGAUGGAGAAGCAAACAUGGACACAACACCCCAACCGGUUGACGAAAGCUAUCAUUCGCAAAUGACUGCUAAUGGUACUCGAAGGCAACAGACUCAGCCCAGCAAGCCAUAUGAAACUUACAAUUUCUCCGCCUUACACAAACAUACAGCAACAACCUGCUCAUGUUCAACCCCCCGUCAUUACACAUUCCGCAUCUCAAGCUCCAAACCCAAACCGUCAACAACAAUACCUUCCCUCUCCCUCAAAUGCUGGUCCCUCCAACAGCGGUUCGUGGAUGAUUGACUCUUCCAUGGAAUAUGUUCCCGCUGUUUCGGGCUCUAGCAGUCCUUCUGUUCCUGGUCUCCCCCGCCAAUCCAUGCCCUCUAUAUCGUAUGGACACGCAGAACAAGCUAUGGCGGAUCAUUUGCUUCACUCGGGACAUCCUUCCCAUAACCCCGGAGUUGUUUCUUCGGUUCCUAGAGCGGGCGUCCCCGUCAUGUCGUCCUAUAGUAUGGAAUACUUUGACAAUGAUACCGUACCACCUAUGAACUUUGCCUAUCCUUCCCAUGGAAUGCCCUCUCAAUCUGUCAUUUCAAGUGUUGUCCCCCCUGUCAAUACCCAUUCACUGCCACCGCCCUACAAACUUUCUAUUCCCGAUGGUAACAGCCCGUACGCGUCUCCUGUUAGCGCUACAGGCCCUAAUUUUCCUAAUGUUCCCUUUCCACAACAACGCGUCCCAAAUGACUCUUUCGGAAGACCCAAUCCAAUGCAACAGGGAAAAAAUUCCCAGUAUCCCAAGUCUCGAGACUUUCCGGUAGAAAGCCCAACAUCGUGGCGGAGGACUUGGGACAUGCAAUGGAACUUUCCCUAAACGCUAUCUACGUGCACCUACUGAUGUACACAACAAUUGACGCUGGAUAUAAAACAGCGCAAACCAAUUUACAAUUGUCUUUGCCGAGGCGGUAUUCCGGAUUGCCGUGUUCGUCGGAGAGUACAUUUUUUUCAAAAUUCUUCAAUGGUCGUCUUCAAACAUUUCGCCGGCACAGCAUGCAUUAAGCAUCUUCUACACCUGUUGUUUAUAUAUUUCUUCCAUGUUUGCAUUCGGUUUUGGUUAACUUCUUUGUUUGUGCA
Schizosaccharomyces japonicus yFS275 is the source of this 2530-nucleotide messenger RNA. RefSeq names its product MADS-box transcription factor pvg4. The transcript has 2 exons. The record is from RefSeq and is a predicted model, not a curated record. Lineage: Eukaryota; Fungi; Ascomycota; Schizosaccharomycetes; Schizosaccharomycetales; Schizosaccharomycetaceae. Bases 1491 to 2270 code for a protein of 259 amino acids.